AUAUUUUCCCCAUUUUCCCCCAUUUUUUCCCCAUUUUCCCCCCUAUUUCCCCCCAGUUUUCCCCCCCGAAUUCCCGGCUCCAUGGAAUCCCAGUGCGAUUACUCCAUGUACUUCCCGGCCGUUCCCUUCCCGCCGCGGGAGCUGCUGGCGGGAGAAUCCUCCGGUUACCGGGCGCUGCCGCGCCGCAACCACCUGUACCUGGGCGAGACCGUGCGCUUCCUGCUGGUGCUGCGCCGCAACACCGGGAACGCCGACAGGAACACCGGGAAUACCGGGAAUGCCGAGAGAAACACCGGGAACGCCGAGAGGAACACUGAGAGAAACACCGGGAAUGCUGAGAGGAACACCGGGAAUGCCGAGAGAAACACUGGGAACACCGGCGGCGCCGACCGGAACACCGGGAACGCCGACAGGAACACCGGGAACGCCGACAGGAACACCGGGAAUGCCGAUAGGAACACCGGGAACGCCGAGAGAAACACCGGGAAUGCCGACAGGAACACCGGGAACACUGAGAGAGCUCCUGGGAACACUGAGAGAAUUCCUGCCAAUCCUGAGAGAAUUCCUGCCAAUUCUGGCGGAAUUCCCGCCAAUUCUGGUGGAAUUCCCGCCAAUUCCGAUGGAAUUCCCGCCAAUUCCGACGGAAUUCCCGCCAAUUCCGACGGAAUUCCCGCGAAUUCUGACGGAAUUCCCGCCAAACCUGAGAGAACACCCGCCCACUUCAGUGCAAACCCCGCCCACUCCAGUGCAGACCCCGCCCACUCAAGUGCAGACUCCGCCCACUCUGGCAUAAACCCCGCCCACUCCAUCGCAAACUCCGCCCAUUCUGGCACAAACCCCGCCCAUUCUGCCUCAAACCCCGCCCAUUCUGCCCCAAGCCCCGCCCCCAGCUCGCCCUGGGCGCAGCUGGCGGCGUCGCUGUCGGCGCUGGCCACGGUGACCAGCGGGGACACGCGGACACGGGACGAGGACGAGGAGGAGGAGGAGAACCCCGGGAAUUUCGGGAACGGCCCCGAGGAUUCCCGGGAGCCGCCGCUGUUCCGGGAGUGCCGCGCGCUGCUGACGCACGCCCGGGGCCCCCCGGGCGGCGCCGGGGCCGGGCUCCCCGUGGACGAUCCCAUCAUCUCCCAGGACGAGGUCAUUUUCCCGCUCACCGUGGCUCUGGACCGGCUCCCGCCCGGCACCGCCAAGGCCAAGAUCGUGGUGACCGUGUGGCAGCGGGACACGGAGCCCCCGGAGCUGCAGGAGGGGACAGGGACAGGGCCAGGGCCAGGCCAGGUGACAAUGACAGGGACAGGGACAGGGACAGGGACAGGGACAGGGACAGGGCCAGGGCCAGGGGGGUACCUGAGGCUGCUCCAGGGCCGCGCCCCCGGCCAGGUGUUCCGGCAGCAGCACGGGGCCUUCAAGGCACAAGUGUCCACGCUGCUGACGGUGCUGCCACCCCCCCGUGUCCGCUGCCGCCAGGUGACCGUGUCCGGCAAGUACCUGACCGUGCUCAAAGUGCUCAAUGGCAGCUCGCAGGAGGAGCUGUCCCUGUGGGACGUGCAGGUCCUGCCCAAUUUCAACGCCAGUUACCUGCCCGUGAUGCCCGACGGCUCCGUGCUGCUGGUGGACGACGUCUGCCACCACUCCGGGGAGGUCCCCGUCGGGGCGUUCUGCCGCGUCCCCGGGUGCCACUCGGGGUGGCCGUGUCCCCUCAGCGCCCUGGAGGAGCAGAACUUCCUGUUCCAGCUGCAGGCGCCCGAGCGGCCACCCCGCGACGCCAAGGAGGGCCUGGAGGUGCCGCUGGUGGCCGUGGUCCGGUGGUCGACGCCAAAGUUGCCGUUCACCAACAGCAUCGUCACCCACUACCGGCUGCCGAGCAUCCGUCUGGAGCGGCCGCGCUUCGUGAUGACGGCCACCUGCGAGUCCCCCGUGGUGGCCCUGCAGCGCUUCACUGUCACCUACACCCUCCUCAACGACCUGCAGGACUUCCUGGCCGUGCGCCUGGUCUGGACACCCGAGGCCACCGCCGGGCGGUCCCGGGGCUCUCUGGACUCGGUGGUUUGUCACACGCCGCUGACCAACCUCGGCUACUCCCGCAAGGGCAGCGCCCGCACCUUCCGCGUGGCCUUCCAGGCGCUGCGGGCCGGUCUCUUCGAGCUGUCGCAGCACAUGAAGCUGAAGCUGCAGUUCACGGCCAGCGUCAGCAGCGCCCCGGCCGAGGCGCGGCCCGUGUCCCGCAGGGGCAGCCCCGGCUCUCCGGCCGUGCGGGAGCUCGUGGCCGGCCUGGGCCGCUCCCAGUCCUUCUCCCACCAGCAGCCCGCCCGCAGCCACCUCAUCAGGUCGGGCAGUGUCAUGGAGCGCCGCGCCAUCACGCCGCCCGUGGGGUCCCCCGUGGGACGUCCCCUGUACCUGCCCGCGGGUGACAAAGCCGUGCUGGCCCUGGACAAGAUCGCCAAGAGGGAGUGCAAGGUGCUGGUGGUGCCACCCCUGCGGUGACAGUGCCACCCCUGCGGUGACAUUGGGGACACUGGGGACAG
Taeniopygia guttata (zebra finch) is the source of this 2525-nucleotide messenger RNA. The record is from RefSeq and is a predicted model, not a curated record. Lineage: Eukaryota; Metazoa; Chordata; Aves; Passeriformes; Estrildidae.